This is a messenger RNA of Dunckerocampus dactyliophorus (ringed pipefish), 1040 nucleotides long. RefSeq lists its product as uncharacterized. The record is from RefSeq and is a predicted model, not a curated record. NCBI's taxonomy places the organism in Eukaryota, Metazoa, Chordata, Actinopteri, Syngnathiformes, Syngnathidae. The coding region runs from base 1 to 792 and encodes 263 amino acids. The transcript has 4 exons.
AUGGCAGGAUUGAACAAUACAGGUGAGGCUAGCACGAAGAGCACAGAAGUUGCAACAGUGAAGAACAUGCGCUGGCACAUGAUCGAUCUGACUUCACCGCCACCAGUGGCCCAAGUGUCACCGGUCCAAAACCCAAUGCAGGGAUUUAAUGUGGACUUUAUAAUGCCUCAAAACCAGGCACAAGGAUUUGCAGAGGGCGAUCGCUCUACGAUAGACGGGGGAGUUUGGGGACAGACUUCGGGAUUCGUGGAAAACACUUUAACACCGCCGGUCCAAAACCCACUGCAUUUUAUUGUGGGGUUUACAAGUCCAAACUCAAGUCACGGGAUUGCGCCACUGACGCCCUCAACGCUGGAUGUGACAGAGGGAGAAAACGACACAGAAUUCGAGGAAAACACAGCAGAGUCCGAUGUGGGACAAGAAACGGGACAGGAGGAGACAUCUGACGCUGGAGUCUACAACCAGGAAAGAUUUCAUUAUUUUCCAGAUAGUGAAAGUGAAUAUGUUGACAUGCAAGCUCUAAAUCAGAGGGAUAUAGUCUCAGACAGUGAUGGAAUUGAAACAGUGGAUUUCAACACCUCUGUGCUAAUUGUCGAACAAGUGUUCAGAAGAUACAUGUAUGAUAUAGCAUGUUUAAAUCGCCGCAUGAUUGAGAAUAUAUAUAAUCAACUUAGACAGAACGUUAGACGCAGGCAUUCCGUCAAUUCAUAUUCAGCUAACGCUAGACGUGCCACUCGUGAACAAAGAACACUGCCACAAAGAGUCCAUCGCAGGUUGCAAUUUGAAGACUAAUUUUUGAUCGGGUGAUAAAGACAAAUGGCUGAACCAGAUCACAACAAUUCCCCUGAAAUUAGAGAGCAUCUCCUCCACUUGAUCUCUGAGAUAAACCGAGAAAGAUCCGAAGGCGGGGCUAAUCAGGGUUCUCCCCGAAACAGUCCAAUUCUGCCUCAGCAUGAUUCACCUGAAAGAGGGGGAGAAGUUUUUCUUCCAUCCCCUGAUGAGCUAAUUUCCUUACUCCAAAUGUACAGAUACCCCUCCCC